Molecule: messenger RNA, 1235 nt
Organism: Lactuca sativa (garden lettuce)
Lineage: Eukaryota; Viridiplantae; Streptophyta; Magnoliopsida; Asterales; Asteraceae
Product: scopoletin 8-hydroxylase
Source: RefSeq, a predicted model, not a curated record
UUUUGUUCAAUCAAGAAAGUGCAACGAGACACAAUAUUUACAUUAUAUAUCUCAAAUGGCUCUAAGCUUCAAUGAUGAGAAUUCACUAUUCAACUUCGUCGUGAAAGAAGGAAAUGGUGUCAAAGGUCUCAUGGACUCCGGUCUCACCGAGGUACCACGUCGUUUCAUCCAACCACCCGACGAACGACUCGACAAGCAACAUGCUGCAGCCCCAUCGUCUGAAAACAUGAUCAUUGAUCUAUCGGAGCUUGAUGGACCUAACCAUGAUCAAGUGGUCAAGGCCAUAUCCCAUGCUGCUGAAACUCUAGGCUUCUUUCAGGUGGUGAAUCAUGGUGUGCCAUUAGAGCUCCUAGACUCGCUUAAAACUGCAACUCACAAGUUUUUUGACCAACCAGCUGAAAAGAAAGCGACAUAUCUCAAGGAGGUGAGCGAUAAUCCGAUGAUCAUGUAUGCAACAAGCUUUAUUCCUGAGAAAGAGAAGGUUUGGAUGUGGAGAGACUUUUUUAAAAUGACAUACACCAACGAUGAUGAUGCCCUUCAGUAUUGGCCUAAUGAAUGCAAGGAAGUGGUGCUGGAGUACGUAAAGACAUCAACGGUGAUGAUGAAAAAACUAUUACAAGUACUAAUUGGAAACCUAGGAGUGAAACUAAACGAUUCAAGACUUGAUACACUUUUAGGUUCAAAGUCAGUGCACAUGAUCUUCUGCCCGACUUGUCCAAACCCUGAGUUAACUAUAGGUGUUAGGAAGCACUCUGAUAAGGGCACGCUAACAAUGCUUCUACAAGAUGACAUUGGUGGAUUAUACGUGAAAAAAGGCGAAAACUUAUCAUCUGGAGACGAAGAGUGGAUCGAGGUUCCACCCAUCCAUGGUGCUCUAGGCGUCAACGUUGGCGAUAUGUUACAGAUUUUAAGCAAUGGAAGGUACAAAAGUGCAGAACACGUAGUGCGAACCACAAACACUGCAUCAAGAGUGUCGGUCCCUAUAUUCAAUGCUCCGCUUCCUGUUGCAAUUAUAGGACCCUUUCCGGAGCUGGUGGCUAGUGAUGGGGUCGCUAGAUACAGAGAUAUCAAUUACAAAGAGUACACGAACAACAUCGAUAUUGAGAAACCCUGUGGAAGAAAGAUGGCUCUUGAAUUCGUGUCUAUUUAAUUAAGCUUUUAUUCUCCAUUUUAGUGGAGUUAUUAUGUGUAAUAAAGGACGACUUCUGUACUCAAUAAAAUAUGUUUUGGAUUUA